ACAUUUUCCUCACAUUUACACAUCUCAGUCUACAAGAGAGAGACACAGAGAGAGAGAAAACAACCUUAAUCUUCCAAAUUCUUUUUCCUGGUUUGUUAAGUAGCCAAGGGUUGGGUGGGGCUUUUGUGAAUAUAAAGCUCUCCUUCAUUUUCCCCUCACAGAAGAACAUGGCCAAGCGAGUCGCAAUUGUGGGAGCUGGAGUGAGUGGCCUGGCCUCCAUCAAGUGCUGCCUGGAGGAAGGACUGGAGCCCACCUGCUUUGAGAGGAGCGAUGACCUGGGGGGACUGUGGAGAUUCACAGAACAUGUUGAGGAGGGCAGAGCUAGUCUCUAUAAGUCUGUGGUUUCCAACAGCAGCAAAGAGAUGUCUUGUUACUCAGAUUUUCCAUUCCCAGAAGAUUAUCCAAACUUCGUGCCAAAUGCUCUGUUCCUGGAAUAUCUCAAAUUGUAUGCAAAUCGGUUCAACCUUCUGAAAUGCAUUCAAUUCAAGACCAAAGUCUGCAGUGUAACCAAACGUCCAGAUUUUGCCAUCUCUGGACAAUGGGAAGUUGUUACUAUGCAUGAAGGGAAGCAAAGCUCAGCCAUCUUUGAUGCUGUCAUGGUCUGCACCGGUUUUCUCACUAACCCUUCCUUGCCCCUGGAUUCCUUCCCAGGUAUAAAUUCGUUUAAAGGCCAGUACUUCCACAGUCGACAGUAUAAACAUCCAGACAUAUUUAAGGACAAGCAAGUUCUUGUGGUUGGAAUGGGAAAUUCUGGCACAGACAUUGCUGUGGAGGCCAGCCACCUGGCAAAAAAGGUGUUCCUCAGCACCACUGGAGGGGCAUGGGUGAUCAGCCGAGUUUAUACUUCAGGAUACCCAUGGGACAUGGUGUUCAUGACACGAUGUCAGAACAUGUUCAGAAAUUGUCUCCCAACGCCGAUUAUGUCUUGGUUGCUAGCAAGAAAAAUGAACAGCUGGUUCAAUCAUGUGAAUUAUGGCUUAGCACCAGCAGACAGGACUCAACUAAGAGAGCCUGUGCUCAAUGAUGAGCUCCCAGGCCGGAUCAUCACUGGGAAAGUCUUAAUCAAGCCAGGCAUAAAGGAGGUGAAGGAAAACUCUGUCAUAUUCCACAACACAGCAAAGGAAGAACCCAUUGAUAUCAUCGUCUUUGCCACAGGAUACACCUUUGCUUUCCCCUUCCUUGAUGAGUCCAUAGUGAAAGUUGAAGCCGGCCAGGCAUCCCUGUACAAGUAUAUCAUCCCAGCACAUCUGCAGAAACCAACUCUGGCUGUGAUUGGCCUCAUCAAACCCUUGGGCUCUAUGGUACCCACGGGAGAAACACAAGCUCGAUGGGCUGUUCAAGUCCUGAAAGGUACAGUUGCAUUACCUCCCCCAAACGUCAUGAUACAAGAAGUUAAUGAAAGAAAAGAAAACAAACAUAAUGGGUAUGGUUUGUGCUACUGCAAGGCUUUGCAAACUGACUAUAUACCAUACAUAGAUGACCUCCUGAAAUCUAUCAAUGCAAAACCCAAUUUGCUGCUCAUGUUCCUGACGGACCCACGCCUGGCUCUGAGUGUCUUCUUUGGCCCGUGCUCACCAUACCAAUUCCGUCUGACAGGCACAGGAAAGUGGGAAGGAGCCAGACAGGCCAUCAUGAUGCAGUGGGAACGAACCCUGAAGGCCACCAAAACUCGAUUUGUAUCAGAAUCCCCAUCUCCCUUUGACUAUUUGCUUAAACUUUUUAGCUUUCUCAUUCUGCUUGUGGCUGUAUUCUUGAUUUUCCUCUAGGUACAGGUCUUCUGUAACUGGCUUCUCAGGUGCUUGGAGGUCAAUGCUGUGACUCCUCUAUUACAUCAGUGUUCCCUUCAUAGUCAUAAAUUGCAUCCAGAGAGUGAAGGCCAGCCCAGCUCCUCCCCAGCUGAUCCUUGGAAUUUCUAAGCCUUUCCAAGCCCCAUGAAGUGUAAUGCUGGAGGAGAAUGCCUACAGUGUUGAGAGUUUCCAGGUCCACUUAAGAAGGGAGCUGUUCCAGACAGCACUGUCAACAAUCAUUUAUCUUUCCCAUAAAAACUAUGCUCAUAGAUCUCAACUAAAACCCCUACCUCACAGAAGAUUGGGUUGCACUAAAAUGGUAUUGGCUAACUACAAAUAAAAUGAAACUUAGAAACUAA
Molecule: messenger RNA, 2146 nt
Organism: Jaculus jaculus (lesser Egyptian jerboa)
Lineage: Eukaryota; Metazoa; Chordata; Mammalia; Rodentia; Dipodidae
Gene: Fmo1
Product: flavin containing dimethylaniline monoxygenase 1
Exons: 8
Coding region: 168-1766 (532 amino acids)
Molecular function (GO): N,N-dimethylaniline monooxygenase activity; flavin adenine dinucleotide binding; NADP binding
Source: RefSeq, a predicted model, not a curated record